Molecule: messenger RNA, 1115 nt
Organism: Drosophila innubila
Lineage: Eukaryota; Metazoa; Arthropoda; Insecta; Diptera; Drosophilidae
Product: DBF4-type zinc finger-containing protein 2 homolog
Exons: 1
Coding region: 21-1010 (329 amino acids)
Source: RefSeq, a predicted model, not a curated record
AAAAAUAUUGAAAAUUUAUAAUGUGUUCUCCUUGCGGACCGUGCAGCCCCUGUGAUCCAUGCUGUGGGCCAUUUGAGUGCUCGCCAAAAUGCUACAAUGCCGCACAAUUGGAAGCUCUGCCGCAAUGUGCACCGCGCAUCCCGCCGCCAUUUCCCAAGUGCAUUACGGUGCAACAGCCGCCUCGUCUGAUAUGCAAGAAGAGAGUGGUUUUUACGGAGAAAAUUGUACCAGAGCCCAUGGUUGUUAAUCGCUGUAGACAAAUCACAGUGCCAAAAGUGGUGGAUGCAACGCGUGUUAUCAAAGUGCCAAAAUUGAUUUGGGUCUCGCAAAUGGUUCGGGAGCCACGUGUCAUAUAUUAUCCGUCCAUGAUUCCGGAUCCAUAUGUCGUCUGUUAUCCGAAGCGUGUGUGCGAGCCCAGAGAAGUCUGCCAGUCGAUAUUGUGUCAACCGAAGCCUCAGACUAUCGAUAUACCGCCUCCCAGGGAAUAUUGUUGCUAUCCAAAUGGACCGAUUAAUUAUAAACCAAGUGCCGCUUGUCCUCCUUGUCCAAUUGGACCAUGUGCACCUGGAGGUGCGUGUUGUCCACUUCCAUGUUUCUCCACCAAUCAAUAUCCCGUAUGUGAGACACGUUGUGGUCCCUGUGGACCUUGCGGCCCCUGUGGACCGCGUGGACCAGGUCCGUGCGGACCUUGCGGACCAGGCCGUUGUGGACCCUGUGGACCGUGUGGCGGGCCCUGCGCUGUACCGAAUUGUGGACCCUGUGGCCUAACAAUGCCAUCCGGACCCUUUAUUCCCGCUCCUUGUGGUCCAUGCGGAACGGGCUGUGGACCAUGUGGAAACGGACCAUGUGGUCCUUGCGGACCAUGCGGACCCUGCUCGCCCCCUUGCCCCUACGAAUCGCCCGAGUGUGGACCAUGUUACCCGUGUGCUCCAACUCCGUGGAACACGCAUUGUGGACCAGUUGGACCGUGUGGUCCUCAAGUUCCCUGUGGUCCAUGUGGUCCUUGUUAAUCAGUUAAAUAUUGAAACGGAACACGUUAGUCAGUUAUAUAUUUAUAUAUUUACGGGUAAAUAAAUUGCUGUGCUGCCUUUUCUUCGUUUGGCCUAAAAUUGAAA